AUGCUUGCAAUAUAUGCCGCCAGCGGUAAUGAUGAGAAUCCUCUUAACGGCCUCAAAGUUGGUCAAGUGCCAUUGCCUACGCCUCCAGAGGGCUGGGUACGCGUUAAACUUCUGGCCUCGAGUGUCAAUUACCAUGACAUAUUCACGCUAAAAGGCUUUGGCGCCCAUCCCAUCAAAUUUCCACGUAUCAUCGGCUGCGAAGGCGUUGGAAUGUUGGAGGAUGGAAGCAGAGUGGUUGUUUAUCCUUUUAUGACUACACCGACUUAUAUUGGCGAUGAAACGCUUGACCCUGGUCGCCAUGCUCUCUCGGAACUCACUGAAGGGACCCUUGCGGAGUAUUUCAUUGUCCCAGAAAAGAACGUUUUGCCCUUGCCAGACACAAUUGAUGUGGUCUCAGGAGCUGUGCUUGGAAUUUCUUGGCUCACUGCCUAUCGUAUGCUCUUUACGAAAUCCGGCUUGCGAGCUGGGCAGACGAUGCUAGUACAAGGAAGCUCAGGCGGUGUUAGUACAGCUCUCAUUCAGCUUGGAGCAGCAGCAGGCAUGCGCGUUUGGGCCACUGGCCGCACAGCCGAGAAGAGGCAGCUCGCUCAAUCACUCGGCGCAGAGAAGACGUUUGAACCUGGGGAACCACUCGCUACUCAAGUCGAUGCCGUCUUCGAUACAAGUGGUGCUGCGACAUGGAAGCAUUCGAUGGCCUCUGUUAAAGCCGGCGGAACAAUUGUAAGCUGCGGUGCCCAUAGUGGAUUUGAGCUGCCUACGGACUCAUUCCGUCUGUUUGUAGACUCACUGAGCAUCCACGGCGUGUAUGCGGGUUCAUUUCAUGAGUUCAAAGAUCUUAUCUCGUUUGUGGCGGCAAAGGGCAUUAAGCCCUGCAUUGGAAAAGUUCUCCCACUUUCUCAGGGUGAAGAAGCGGUGAAGUUGGUUUUCGAGGGUAAAACAUUGGGCAAGAUGGUCUUGACAGCGGGCAGUGAAGUGGCAUAA
This is a messenger RNA of Trichoderma asperellum CBS 433.97, 981 nucleotides long. RefSeq lists its product as uncharacterized. NCBI's taxonomy places the organism in Eukaryota, Fungi, Ascomycota, Sordariomycetes, Hypocreales, Hypocreaceae. The record is from RefSeq and is a predicted model, not a curated record. Gene Ontology annotation, molecular function: oxidoreductase activity.